Cryptotermes secundus is the source of this 2402-nucleotide messenger RNA. RefSeq names its product alpha-ketoglutarate-dependent dioxygenase alkB homolog 4. NCBI's taxonomy places the organism in Eukaryota, Metazoa, Arthropoda, Insecta, Blattodea, Kalotermitidae. Gene Ontology annotation, molecular function: demethylase activity; oxidoreductase activity. Gene Ontology annotation, biological process: oxidative demethylation. The record is from RefSeq and is a predicted model, not a curated record.
CAUAAUACUGUGUUAUAAAAAUGGAGUUUCCUCGGUCGUGUGGGUGUAAAGGAAUACGAACUUGUUUGAUAUGCGAGAAGAAAUGUGGAAUACAAAAGAAAGAUUUCAUUGGCCUGAAACAGGAGAGAAAUGCUUAUGUAUAUUGCCCAUGGUGCAAGAAAGCUUGGCCUGGAUGGGAUGUAUUUACCUAUGAAGAGCAUCUCAAUCACAGUGGGACAUCUCUCGACUUCCCAGGCAUUUUUAUUAAGCUAGAUUUUCUCAAUGUUGCUGAAGAAGAGUGUCUGAUGAGUGGCAUAGAUAAGAUGGCUUGGGAUCCAUCACAGAGUGGAAGAAGAAAACAGAACUUUGGUCCGAAAUGCAAUUUUAAAAAGAAGCGACUGAAACUUGGCAACUUCAAAGGUUUUCCAGGAUUCACCAGAUUUGUACAGGAGAAGUUUAAAGAUGUAAACAUCUUGAAAGGCUAUCGCACAGUGGAACAGUGUUCUUUGGAAUACAGUCCCACAAGGGGAGCAUCUAUUGACCCUCACAUUGAUGACUGUUGGGUAUGGGGUGAACGCAUAGUCACAGUUAAUCUAUUAGCUGACUGCAUUCUCACAAUGACUCAGUAUCAUGGAGAAGCUAGUCGUUACAAUCUCCGAGAUGUUGACACAUAUCCACCAGUAUUGAACGAAGAUGGAAAGGUCAUUGAUGAAUGUAAAAAUGCAGAUUCUUCUGAGUCCCUUCCACUCAGAAACAGUGGCAUGGAUAAUUCAGCAAAGCAAGUUGGAACAGAUGUUGUUGUGCGUGUCCCCAUGCCCCGUCGAUCACUUUUAGUUAUGUAUGGUCCAGCUCGAUAUUUAUGGGAACACACUGUGCUUAGGGAAGAUGUUCUCCAACGUAGAGUGUGUCUAGCUUAUAGGGAAUUUACACCUACAUACCUCGAAGGAGGGAAACAUGCAUGUGAGGGCAGUGUCAUUUUAGACAUGGCAAGAAAUUUUUGGGAUCAUAAAAGUGCCGAUUCCAUAAACUAAUCCAAAUGAGUUGCAGUUUCAAAUUUUGACAUAUUUUAUUAUUUUAUGAGUGAAUCAUGCUAUAGGCAGGAUAUGCAAUUCCUGAAAAAUCAGUUAGGCUUUUUCUCUUCAUAUCCACAACAGCUCUGGGCACUAUCUCUCCUCCCACCUGAAAUGUAAGAAGUGCUGCUGUCUCAGGCAUUGGUUUCUUAUCCCAUUUUUGCAUUCUGGUUUUGGCUGAUACCUCCUCCUGAAUGUCCUUCAUUUCAAGGUCCCUCAUACCAUGUUGUCCCUGGUCUGAUUUUUCCUGACAUUUCCCUAGUGCCAUGCCAUGGUGGGUCAUUCUGCUGGCAGCAGUCAAUUUGUUCCAGGACCCAUCCUUUGGCUUGCGGUGGCAUUCUGCAGCUAGAUUCCAGCCCCUAUGCUGCUCAUAUGGGUCUCUGCCAUUUACCACUGCUGCAUGUUCCUUAGGGACCUCCCGAUGCUCUACCUUGGCCUACAUUUCCUCUGGAUUUGCCUUAAAAUCUGUGACCUCUGUAUUUCCUAGGCAGGACAUUCUCCUUUUGUGCUCGGCAUCCAAAUGAGCCAUCGUCUCCUUGUGGGCAGCAUCCAUCUUUUCCAGCGUGGCUUUCAAAUUGGCAUCCAUUUUUGCCAGCAGUUGUUCUCAGUCUGCGUCAGCUUUUGCUUAGUUGGCUUUUCUUAACUAUAUGAUGCAGUCUUAAAUCUAGUAAUUCAGUCAAAUCAAUCAAAUCCAACCCGUGAUCUGUAAAGUACAGUCAGGAGCUACGAGUGUAUAAGUGGUCAACAGAGCAAGUCACUGAUCCAAACCCCAUGUGUAGUCACCCAUACACACGACGAUAUGUAUAUGCAAUACAUUAAUCUCAAUAUAUGAGUUUUAAUUCUAGAGUUUAGAGCACAGAUUUCACAUAAUCUUUCUUGUCUGGGAAAAGGGGAUUUAAAUCUUCCACUUAUGUCAUAGUAGUGGCCAUAUUUCAACUUUGGUAACACUGUUUACAUUGAAAGCAGAGUGAUGCUAGGCUUGCUGGAUCCUGUACAUGUAUAGUCACAGUAGUAUGACCAUGGAUAAGAGUUAGCUUAAAGGAAAUCCUGUAACAUACUGUAAUAAAAAUGUAAUUAAAUUUUAUACAGAUAAAUGAUAAAAAAAAGGUUUAUUUUACAUAACUGUGUGUUUCACACUACUGAUAUGUGUUUAUGUAACAUCACAUCCAUACUAGUUACAAAUAAUGGGACAAUGCACAAACUACACAAUUCUAAGAAUUAUGCUUAUGUUUGUGGUUAUUCCGUUUGACUAUAAUGUCUUAAAAAAUUAUGAACAUUACCCUUUGGUUUUAUCUCCAGCUAUAAUGACAGAAAAAGAUAGUCACAUCAGAUGCAAUAGAUUCACAAUAAACA